AUGACUUCUCCGCCGACUUCACCGCUCAGCUCCACGACUAUCCACACCAAGCAGGGUGACCUACAAGGCGUGACCUCGGAAUUCGACCCCAACGUCACCGUCUUCAAGGGCAUUCGCUUCGCUGCGUCCACAGCUGGCGAGAACCGAUGGCGCGCUCCUCAACCUCCUGCGACCUGGGAGGGCGUCAAGAUUUGCGACACGUUUGGCCCCGAGUGCCCGCAGAAGGCCUUUGGACCAAUGGUCAUUGGCGCGAACCACUCUGAAGACUGUCUGUCUUUGAAUGUUUGGUCGCCAGCCAAGUCCGUGGACGAAGCGCUCCCGGUCUUUGUGUGGAUUUACGGCGGUCGCUUCAUCGCAGGUUCAGGCAGCCAGUUGGCUUACGAGGGCACUGGUUUGGCCAAGAAGGGUGUUGUUGUUGUCACACUCAACUACCGCGUCGGUAUUCUUGGCUUCCUGGCCACUCCUGAGCUCGACGAAGAGUCUGGGGUUGGUGCGUCUGGCAACUACGGAAUCCUCGACCAGGUUGCUGCCCUCCAGUGGGUUCAGCAGAACAUUGCCGCAUUUGGUGGUGACCCGACCAAGGUGACCAUUUCUGGUCAGUCGGCCGGUGGUGCCUCGUGUGGCAUCCACGUCUACUCGCCCGUGUCCAAGGGCCUCUUCCGCGCCGCCAUUCCUCAGGCCGGUAUGCGCGACCCUCACGACCCUCUUCUCUCUGGCCUCGCUCCGGCGUACCGUUCCAAGGAGAAGGCUCUCCGCCAGGGCCUUGAGACUCUUGCCGACAAGGGUGCCGCCAACAUUGCCGAGGCGCGCCAGAUGGAAAUUGCCCAUCUGAUUUCGGACAACAACAAGAACGACGACUGCUGGGGCAACCCUCCCUUCUGGCGUCCGUGUAUCGAUGGCUACGUGCUUCCAGACACGUACGCAAACAUUCUCGCCAAGGGUCUGCACAACGACGUUCCUGUCAUGACUGGCCACAAUGCCGAUGAGGGUGGCACCUAUGCCGACACGGCCUUCACCGUUUCCGAUCUCCAAGCGUGCGCGUUGCAAAAGUAUGGCGAUGAGCUUGGCAAGCGCUUCAUUGAGCUGUACCCGGCCGAAAAGGACUCGGAGGCGCUUCUUGCUUGGAACACGCAGGCCAGGAACAACUCGCGUGUCACCGUUGCCAUGUGGGCCGAGCUCUACGCCAAGCACGCACAGUCGCCCGUGUUUGGCUACUUUUACAACCACGCCCCGCCUGUUCCCCCCGGCGGUCCUGAUGCCAAGCCCAUUAAGCAAGGGGAGAAGAAGAAGGAAGAGUCGGACACUACCCGCCCCCGCCUGCGCAUCUACGAAAAGGACGUUCCCCGCUCCACCUACACCUACUCCAAGAUGGGUACGGGUGGUCGUUUUGGUGCCUUCCACGGCGCCGAGAUCCCGUACGCGCUCAACAACUUGUACGCGUACCCCGAGUACGAGUGGCAGGACGACGACCGCGCCGUUGCCGACCAGAUGUCGACUUACUGGUCCAACUUUGUAAAGUACAUGGACCCCAACGGACCGCAGGGUGGUGCCGAGUUUGUCAAGACUGGCAGCGGCAAGAUCAUGCAACUCGGCGACGGCAACUAUGGUAUUCCCCUGGCCGAGUCGCCUGAGCGUGAGGCGUUUUGCAGAGAGUUUCUCCUUACCCAGAAAGAGUGGUAG
Apiotrichum porosum is the source of this 1680-nucleotide messenger RNA. RefSeq lists its product as uncharacterized. Bases 1 to 1680 code for a protein of 559 amino acids. The record is from RefSeq and is a predicted model, not a curated record. The transcript has a single exon. NCBI's taxonomy places the organism in Eukaryota, Fungi, Basidiomycota, Tremellomycetes, Trichosporonales, Trichosporonaceae.